AAAGUUUUAUGCAGGAGCACAAUUUACAAAAUUCGCAAGAAGUGUGGUUACAGAAUGUCCGAGAAAUAAUUGAUACACCCCAUAACGAUGUCAAAGACAAUACGCGAAUAUUUCCAAUAGAUAGAAUGGAUUAUAGGCUGCGUAUGAUUGAUUGUUUCCUUGCAAUUUGGCAAGCUGGUGAUAAUGAUGAAUUUAUCAUGACCAGUAAUGCUUUUAGAAUUUUUGAAGGUAUAAAUAUUGACAGACCCAUACAAAUGGGAGGUCUAAUUCAUAAAGCUUUCCAUUAUUUUUAUGUCAUUUCUCCAAAGCUAGCUCUGGUCCUUUGUGAUUCUGGAUUUAGAGAAGGUGUUGAAUUUAAACUCCUCAAACAUUGUAAAGUAAAUCCAGAUAAGGAACUUGAAAUUCAAGAUAAUGACAAAUUUACCGUUACCUUAGUUAAA
Molecule: messenger RNA, 440 nt
Organism: Dentiscutata heterogama
Lineage: Eukaryota; Fungi; Glomeromycota; Glomeromycetes; Diversisporales; Gigasporaceae
Source: the annotation of a GenBank genome assembly